AUAGAAUAUAUUAGGAUGAGGUGUUGGGUGGGAAAAAUGAUAAAGUAUUUUGAAGAGAGAGUGGGUGGUGCAUGUGAGUAGGCUCGUGGGUGAUAAAAAAAAAGAAAGAAAAGAAAGUGGAAGAGUGUGGGAAUAUAUUGAUGAGGAAAAGUGAAACCAACCCAUGUGGGUGGAGGUGGUGUGUAAAACACUUAAUUAAAAGGAAGAGAGAGAGACAAUGCCCGAGAGUGAGAGAGAGAGGUCUAUCUUGUUGUUCUGUUUCUCUGUAGCGAUAUUAGUCCCAGCGGUGGUAGUUGUAUCUCAAAUUCAAUCUCAAGAAGAAGGCUUUAUUUGUAGCACAAACAUGGCUACUCUCGGAGGAAUACACGACUCUCAUUCGUCCAACCAGAACACCGCCGAUAUCGAUAAUCUCUCCCGAUUCGCCAUCCAAGAACACAACAAAAAAGAGAAUACACUCUUCGAGUUUGUGCGGGUGGUGAAGGCACAAGAACAGGUGGUUGCUGGUACGUUGCACCAUAUAACUCUCGAGGCUGUUGAUGCGGGUAAGAAGAAACUCUAUGAGGCAAAAGUUUGGGUGAAGCCAUGGAUGAACUUCAAGGAAUUGCAGGAAUUCAAGCAUGCUGGUGAUGUUGGUGACACUCCUGCAUUAACCCCGUCAGAUCUUAGUGUUAAGAAAGAUGGGCAUAGCCCAGGAUGGCAAGCAGUGCCAACACAUGAUCCUGUGGUUCAUGAUGCUGCGCAUCAUGAACUUUCCGGCGACUUAUCGGACAUGGUUUCGCCGGAGCACACUAAUUGGCUCUUCGAUUACGGCUUGAUUGAGGACAUCUCUGUCCCUGAUCCCAAUUUCUCCGCUCCCACUUCUGGGUUUUGCUGGCCCUUGAACGCUUCUUCCAACAUCGGUUUGGAAAUUGAUGGCUCCUUUGGGGAUUCAGACAGUCGCAAGGAAACUGGCUCGAAAAAGAGGCCAAGACCCGAAUUGUGUGGAGCAUCAUCAAGUUCCAAAGCAUGCCGAGAGAAGUUGCGGAGGGAUAGGCUAAACGACAAGUUUGUGGAAUUGGGUUCUAUCCUUGAGCCUGGGAGGCCACCCAAAACAGACAAGGCUGCUAUUUUGGUUGAAGCUAUUCGACUGGUGAUACAGUUAAGGGGUGAUGCUCAAAAGUUGAAGGAUUCAAACUUGACUCUGCAGGAGAAGAUUAAAGAGUUGAAGGCUGAGAAGAAUGAGCUUCGUGACGAGAAGCAGAGGCUGAAGGCUGAGAAAGAGAGAUGAGAGGUCCGGCGGGCG
Molecule: messenger RNA, 1282 nt
Organism: Camellia sinensis
Lineage: Eukaryota; Viridiplantae; Streptophyta; Magnoliopsida; Ericales; Theaceae
Source: RefSeq, a predicted model, not a curated record